This is a messenger RNA of Penicillium atrosanguineum, 1104 nucleotides long. Its product is annotated as zinc-dependent alcohol dehydrogenase. Gene Ontology annotation, molecular function: oxidoreductase activity. Bases 1 to 1104 code for a protein of 367 amino acids. Lineage: Eukaryota; Fungi; Ascomycota; Eurotiomycetes; Eurotiales; Aspergillaceae. The transcript has 4 exons. The record is from RefSeq and is a predicted model, not a curated record.
AUGGCUGCCCCAGAGAUCCCCAAGACUCAGAAGGCUGCAGUCUAUGACCAGCCUGGAACCGUGUCCACUAAAAUUGUCGACAUCGAAGUGCCAGAGCCAGGUGCAGGCGAGGUUCUUAUCAAUCUGACUCACUCAGGCGUGUGCCACUCCGACUAUGGAAUCAUGACCAACACAUGGGACAUGCUCCCAUUUCCAACCCAGCCUGGUCAAGUAGGAGGACAUGAAGGCGUAGGAAAGAUUGUCAAGCUCGGCGCAGGCACAGAAAGUUCCGGCUUGAAGAUCGGCGACCGAGUCGGCAUCAAAUGGGUCUCCAGUGCCUGUGGAAGCUGCCAACCUUGCCAAGCCGGGUCUGACGGUCUAUGCUUCAACCAAAAAGUAUCAGGCUAUUACACCCCCGGCACAUUCCAACAAUACGCCGUCGGCCCAGCCAACUACGUAACUCCGAUCCCAGAUGGCCUCGACUCCGCCGAAGCCGCUCCAAUGCUCUGUGCCGGUGUAACCGUCUACUCAGCCCUGAAGCGCAGCAACGCCCGCCCGGGCCAGUGGGUAAUCAUCUCCGGCGCCGGCGGCGGCCUAGGCCACAUCGCAGUACAACUCGCCAGCAAAGGCAUGGGUCUGCGCGUAAUUGGAAUCGACCAUGGCAGCAAAGCUGAGCUCGUGAAAGCUUCCGGCGCUGAACAUUUCGUCGACAUUACGCAGUUCCCUUCCGACGACAAGGGCGAGGCUCUAACUAAACAUGUCCACGAACUGGCGGAUGGGCUCGGUGCGCACGCUGCAGUGGUCUGUACAGCUGCAAAUGCGGCGUAUGCGCAGGCGUUACCGUUGUUGAGGUUUAAAGGGACGCUAGUUUGUGUGGGCAUUCCGGAGAAUGAGCCCAAGGCUAUUGGGUCGGCGUUCCCUUCUUCGUUUAUUAAUAAGCACUUGACUGUUACGGGGUCGGCGGUGGGGAAUCGUACGGAGGCUAUUGAGACGUUGAAGUUUGCUGAGAGGGGGAUUAUUAAGGCUCAUUAUAGGACUGAGAAGAUGGAUAAGCUGACUGAGGUGUUUAAGGAGAUGGGAGAGGGGAAGUUGCAGGGUCGUGUGGUGUUGGAUUUGUCGGGUUGA